UUGACUGAAUUCUAUAUCAUAACACAGGAAAUGGGGACCAAUUUUUAUUACACUUCUUCCUCAUAUCAUUACUUGCAAGAACACUCAUCGGAUAGCCUCUCUUUCUGAUCUCUGUCACUCUGCACACCACAAUCUCUGAUCAAUAUCAGUACUUCCCCAUGAAAGAAGCAGCAGCUCAUGAGACCAUCCCUCACUUGUUUAGAUGUCCAAUAAGUCUGGAUUUGUUCAAGGAUCCUGUGACCCUUUGCACAGGACAGACCUAUGAAAGAUCCAGCAUUCAGAAAUGGCUGGCAUCUGGGAACCUCACAUGUCCUGUUACAAUGCAGAAGCUUCAUGAUACUUCCUUUGUGCCUAAUAAUACUCUUCGCCAUUUGAUUAGCCAGUGGCUUCAAAUGGGUGACCAAAUAAGCCCUCACUGCGUUUCUGCUAUUGAUUCCAUGGCUGCUUUGAGAACCAAACUUGAAUCUCAUGAGUUUUCUUAUGAAUACAAGCUUCAAGUUCUUCAAAGAGUUAGGAUUUUAUGUGAACAGUUUCCUUCUCGUAAUUCUUGUUUCGUCCAAUUUGGGUUCUUGUCAGUGCUUUUGGAGUUGGUUUUUGGAGAAGAAGAAGCUAAACUAUCACAAGAGUAUCAGGAAUUUGUAGAGCAAGCGCUUAGUUUCGUGGUUUCUAUGGUUUCUCUUGAUCAGAUACAGUCCCUAAAUAUGCUAAUGGAGGAGCCUAAACUAUCAAGGUUCAUGGUUUUGUUUAGUCAUGGCACUGCCACCAUCAAGAUCAGUUUAUGUCAGCUGGUUGAGGCAAUUUCAUCUUCAGUUCAGACUAAAGAUCUUGGUGUUUUACUCGGAAACGCUACCGAGCUUUUACGUGAAGUCGUGCAACUUCUACGCCAUAACUCGGAGGUAUCCGAUGCUGCAACCAAAGCCAUAUGUUCACUAAGUAACAUGGAACAACACAUCAAUAAUUUGGUUGUGGAAGGUGCAGUUACAGGGCUUAUUACGUACAUUUCUAAUGCUCAACAAAGAGAAAGAAGCUCUGCAAGAGUGGCAAUGGCAGCAAUUGAGAAACUUUUAGCCAUGAGAAGUGCAAAAGUGGAAGUGGUAAAUAAUCCAAAUGGUGUGAAUGCUAUUGUGAAGAUGGUUUUUAGAGUAUCAGAUCUUGGAGGCAGUGAAAGUGCUGUUGGAUCACUUAUAAUAUUGUGUUAUGAUUCAGUGGAAGCAAGGGAAGAGGCCAUUAGAGGUGGAGUGUUGAGUCAAUUGCUUCUGCUAUUGCAGAGUCAGUGCUGUGCAAAGACCAAAACAAAGGCGAGAAUUCUGCUAAAGCUUCUUAGAUCCAAGUGGGUUGAGGACAAAAGGAAUAUGUAAGGUGUGAUAAUAAUAUUCUAUGCCCCUCAGCCUUUUUUUUUCCCUUUCAAAUGUGAAUCUAUACAUUAUAGCCUGCAAAUUUGAUUGGCUAUAGAAGAAAUAUCUAAUAGGGUACAUCAUCAGGUAUAGAAACAUUCAGUCAUUGGAGAUUUAUAGUCACAUGCAAAUGCAUUUCAGUAUC
This is a messenger RNA of Cucurbita moschata (crookneck pumpkin), 1539 nucleotides long. RefSeq names its product U-box domain-containing protein 26-like. Gene Ontology annotation, molecular function: ubiquitin protein ligase activity. Lineage: Eukaryota; Viridiplantae; Streptophyta; Magnoliopsida; Cucurbitales; Cucurbitaceae. Gene Ontology annotation, biological process: protein ubiquitination. The transcript has a single exon. Bases 159 to 1358 code for a protein of 399 amino acids. The record is from RefSeq and is a predicted model, not a curated record.